This is a messenger RNA of Homalodisca vitripennis (glassy-winged sharpshooter), 4320 nucleotides long. RefSeq lists its product as uncharacterized. The record is from RefSeq and is a predicted model, not a curated record. NCBI's taxonomy places the organism in Eukaryota, Metazoa, Arthropoda, Insecta, Hemiptera, Cicadellidae. The coding region runs from base 106 to 1797 and encodes 563 amino acids. The transcript has 3 exons.
UCUAAGUGCUUGUCUGUGUGUCCGUACCUGUACCCCGAUCUUCUCACCCUUCAUCUACUCUUCGCAGAUCAAUUUUCUGGAAUAUUACUACCAGGCCCGAGGAGGAUGCGACUUCGCUUCACGCUGGUCAUUGUCUGUCUUCUUGCCUCUUGUUUGGCCGAAGAUGUGGAAGUGGUGGAAGCAGUGGCGGGAGAGCAGGCGGACGCCAAGCAUGCCAUCAGGGACGACGCUGAGUCCUCGGACCAGAUAGCAUUGGAGUCGUCCAAGGACCAGGAACCUUCAGGGUCGUCGCAGAAGUUGGCAUAUACUUCUACAUCAUCCAGGCAUCCGGUGAGGAACGGUGGUAACCACGGACCACCACACAACAAGCCCUUUGGCAACCAUCUGGGCAAACCUCCGGUGUUCGACCACGGAGCCUAUCAUGGGCCGCCCCCGCCACCUCCUCCGUCCAAGCAAACCCCUCAGUCACAGUCGGAAGCAAUGGAUAAACUCUACGGUGGUGAUCCUUGGCCAUCCUCUACUCCUGACAUGCCCAAGAUAGUCUCUUUAGACGUCAAGUGCGAGAAGAACCUAAUGAAAGUUUACAUUGGGUUCGAUAAACCAUUCUACGGAAUAGUGUUCAGCAAGGGUCAUUACAGCAAUGUGAACUGUGUUCAUCUCCCGGCUGGUUUAGGCAGGACAUCGGCCAAUUUUGAGAUAAGUAUUCAUGCCUGCGGCACAGCUGGGAAUACUGAAAACGGGCUUUAUGGGUACGGUGCAGACUCCGGUUCAGGAACUUACUUCGAGAAUAUCAUCGUCAUUCAAUAUGACCCUCAGGUACAGGAGGUGUGGGACCAGGCCAGGAAGCUGAGGUGUACGUGGCAUGACCAGUACGAGAAGAGCGUCACAUUCCGACCGUUCCCAGUAGACAUGCUGGAUGUAGUACGGGCAGAUUUUGCAGGGGAUAAUGUUGGUUGUUGGAUGCAGAUUCAGGUCGGCAAAGGUCCGUGGGCUUCCGAAGUCUCGGGUCUGGUCAAGAUAGGACAGACAAUGACGAUGGUGUUAGCCAUUAAAGACGACGACUCGAAGUUCGAUAUGCUGGUGAGGAACUGUAUGGCACACGAUGGCAAGAGAGCCCCUAUCCAGUUAGUCGACCAGAAGGGAUGCGUUACUAGGCCGAAGCUAAUGUCAAGGUUCACCAAGAUUAAGAAUUUCGGCGCUAGCGCCUCGGUGCUGUCUUAUGCGCACUUCCAAGCAUUCAAAUUCCCGGACUCUAUGGAAGUCCACUUCCAAUGUACAAUCCAGAUCUGUAGGUAUCAAUGUCCAGAUCAGUGCUCUGACCCUAACGCUAUACUUCACAGUGGUUUGAUAGACGUACAACACACCCCUGUUGAGACGGCGUACGGGCCUCCUCCACCACCUUCUCUCCCCUUGGAAGCCUUCCUUCAGGGAAGGCCGCGAGAUGAGCGUCGUGUAAGAAGGCACAGGAGAGAAACUCCCUCGGAGGAAGUUGGCGUUAAUAGAAUCAUCAGAGUGGUAUCUACAGGAGAUCUUACUUUCUCCUUAGACGAAAAUACCAACAGUACCGCUCCCACCAUGGUGUUUCCUGCGAGGGAAGACGCCAACAGCAUGAUCUGCAUGACCACUCCUGGAUUUGCGGCUACUCUUGUUGUUCUUCUAGGAAUCCUUAUUGUCUCUUGUCUCAUGUCCGCAUUUCUCUGCGUCCGCCUGAGACCUUUCUCCAAAUCCAGUAAAAACGUGGCCUAUCCUCAACCUGUCGUACCCAAGAAGUCUUCCAAAACCUGUUGUUUUUCGUAGGGAAUGCGCUAAUUGUAAAUAAAAUUGUAUGUUGUCUCCCCAGUGUAAGUGUUAGAUCAUCAGAACAUUGAGGUGGGGAGUAAUUACUUAGAUCAAGUGUCUUAGUCGUCUUCAAAGUCAAACUAGCUCAAAAAUGUAUGUGGAUCGUUGAGAAAUUCUAGGAAGUAAGAUUUCACAGCCAUCAGCCAAAGCCACAGUCUUUACGUUUUUCUGUUCUGUAGAUAAGUUUAGAAUUAAGAUUCCCUUUAGAUUGUUUUGUUCUGUAAAUAAAGAGUCACAUUUUAACAGUACAAAUGAUACGAAAAUAGCUUCUUUCUUAUUUUUGAGGCAAUUUUUAAUUGCUCAAACUGUUUUAAUUUUUCUCAAUUGUAAGCCAAACUCAUGUUAUGUAACACUGUAGUGGUAUUCUAGUUUAAAAUAUAUAAUAAAUAUUAGCCUACUUUCUAGUUAUUUCUUACAUUUUUAUUAUUUCGCUAAAAUUCAAUACUAUACUCAGAAGCCAAAUUUAUUUUAAUAACACAAAAUACAGCUUUCUAAUUUAUUGUGCAAAAUUAAACAUUACUAUUUAAAGCUAAAAAUAAAUUAGACCAAAUUUAAAUUACUGCAGGAUUUCUGCACAUUGAAUAAAUAAUGUAAUCAUGCCUUUUUAAAAUACAUGUUUUAGGCUAAUACUCUCAAACUUUGGAGUCGCUUAGGGGCGGCAUUGUCAACAUUUACGUUCUAUCCAGACGAAAAUACCAAAAGUAAAGAGUUAAGAGUAAUGAUUUUGUAUCAAAAAUGCUCAAUUUUCCCUUAGGUUGUUAAUUAUAAGUAAUAGUGUAUGUAAAACUGUAAAUAAUAUAUUUAUUGAAAUAAUUUAUUAUUAGUGUUAUCGGGUUUAUUUAUAAUUUAGUAUCGUGCUUUUUGAACCUGUGCGCGUCUCUGUGUUAGAAUUAUUUUCCAAGAACAGUUUGGAACUGAAUUUAUUGUUAAAAGUAUUGAACUUAUAAUUAUGCGUAUUAAGAUAUUUUUAUUAGAUUACUCACAAUGAAUCAUAUUUAUGGCACGAAACUAAAGAUUAUAAUAUUUAUUAAUUAAUAAGUUACAGUUGGUAUAAUUUGAACGUAGUUAUUAGGUACAAUCAAAUAAACACAAAUAAUAUUAAGCACACAAUAAUGUAUGUUAUAAUUAACUAUUAAAAUAAAAUAUUGUAUCGUUUAAUUGUUAUUAAAUGACAAUUUAGACAGUUACAAACACUCAGUAAGAUCUGGAGGCGAUUCUUCUCUCUGCUCUCUGCGGCCUCUAAUACUCAGCAAGCGUUAUUCAUGUUUGUAGUAACAUUGCAUACCGGGCUUGUGUAAUAAUAUAUUAUGUGAAAUUUACAGUUACAUGCUAAUGUAGAAAACGUAAUAUCUGAACAGUAAAUAAUAUUUCUCUCUGCUUGCUUAUCUCGCCUCUAGUUUAAUGUAAACAUUAUCAUCACACAAUCUUUAGAAACUAUCACUUGUGUUAAAAUAUCAAAUCUAGAAACGAUCCUUCUCUGUGUUCGCUUCUCUAGCCUUCUGAUACUAAGCAAACAUUAUUCUUGCGUUCAGAAACAUUACAUACAACCCUCUAUACCGAGUGACUUUUUAAAGUAUGACCCCCCCCCCGCCCCAUUAACUUUCUUAUUAAUGAAAUGGAUUACUUUGGGGCAUGUUUAUACGACCAACCGAGAACCGGUUUAGUAUCCAGACGUUAGUUUUGGCAAGAAGUACACGGUAACCAUCUCAAGCAUCUCGUCUUAUUGAAAAUAAGAAGAGAUUUUAAGAUUUGUACCAUCUAAUUUCGUAAAAUUUCUUUCAAAGUAAUGGAAUUUGUUUUUUAUAAACCAAAUCAAACUUUAAAAUGAAAUUUGUAACAUAAGAGUAACAUAAGAGACCUCUAUUUUUGUCAUUAUUCCUCUUUUUAUAAUACAUUUAAAAUUUUGUGUCACUUGCCAGGGGUUCUUAUUAAAACUUUAUUAUUAUUUGUGGGGGGAGGGGUAAAAAAUUCUCAUACAUCGAAAUCUCCUCAGUUGGUCAUAUAAACAUGCCCCAAAGUAAAUCACUUCAUCUCUAUUCAUAAGGAAGUUAAAAGAGGGGGAAGAUGGGACUUUAACAACACCCGGUAUAAAUAGUGUUUGUGUAUGUGUCUUAAUUCACCCCAUCUUUACAGACUACUAAUUAUUUAAAAAAAUAAUAUUUAGAGGCAAACCUUCUCUUUGCUGUUUCCUUCGCCUUCUAAUACUGAGCAAACAUUAUUCAGAUAUGCAACUAAACUAGCUACAUACGGUACCAUGCUUCUAUAAUAAUUAUAUUUUUGCAUUUAUUUAACUGUUCCAACUUCUUUAUUAUAUAAGUAUUAUUCAAAAUUAGAGGACAAGCCUCCAGCUUAUUUUGAAAGUUUUAUAAUAUUUUAUCAAUUCAGAAAUAGUAUUACCAAGUCAUGUAAAAUGUAAUCAAGUUAUUAGAAAUAAUAUUUGGCAUUAUGAAUUCUGUAUUAUUUUUAUUAAAUAUUUCCAUU